Paraphaeosphaeria sporulosa is the source of this 1172-nucleotide messenger RNA. Its product is annotated as DUF1768-domain-containing protein. The coding region runs from base 340 to 945 and encodes 201 amino acids. NCBI's taxonomy places the organism in Eukaryota, Fungi, Ascomycota, Dothideomycetes, Pleosporales, Didymosphaeriaceae. The transcript is spliced from 4 exons. The record is from RefSeq and is a predicted model, not a curated record.
CUUUCUUCAUUGUAUACACAGUGGUUGGUCCUGCCUGCAAACCCAUCUUCCGAGGAGCAACUGCCAUAAGUGUUGCGGCAAGAGCAAAAAAGGGCGCAGAUGCGAAUCGCAACCACGGUUCGCGCUGCCGCCUUUGGACUACAACAUUUACAUGUCCACGCAUAACAUACUACUCAAAGACGUAUUCUCACAUCGUUUCACGAAACAGAAGGUAUCCUCUGAGUCAUCUACACUGCAAUCGUUCACUUCCACACGCGGCAUCGGACAAACCAACGCGAAUCCAAACCAAACACCAACAUCCCUUCGACACCAUCGGCACCCACGCUUCCACCGGAAAUCAUGGCAGCAUCGUUAAGGGCCCAAUCCCAAUCCCAAUCCCAAUCCCAAUCCCAAUCCCAAUCCCAGAAAACUGGCCCUGUCUACUUCUGGAAGCCACAAGAUGGACACGGGUAUCUGGGCCAGUGGUUCUGGAGCCCCUGGACGUACGAGGGCGACACGUACAAGACGGCAGAGAUGUGGAUGAUGGUUGGGAAGGCGCGGCUGUUUGGAGAUGAGGAUGUCGCGCGGGAUAUUCUGGCCGCGGAUGAUCCUAGGGAGCAGAGGGCGCUGGGGAGGAAGGUGCGGAACUUUGACGAGAAGGUCUGGGAUAAGAACAAGGUGCGCAUCGUUGAGGAAGGCAACUACCUCAAGUUCACAAUCUCCGAAGACGCAGAGAGUCUGCGGGCGAUGCUGCUCGCGACGGGCGAGAGGGAACUGGUCGAGGCAAGCCCGAUGGAUCGGAUUUGGGGCGUGGGGUUUGCGGAGAAGAAUGCUGGGGUGAAUCGGGCGAGGUGGGGACAAAAUCUGCUGGGGAGGGCGUUGAUGAAUGUUCGAAGGAGGCUGAGUGAGGAGAACACUCGGAAGGAGAAGGCCAAGGGAGAAGAAGAGGAACAGGAGGAGGAAUAAACGGUGGUAGACACGCUGUUUAGGGCGUAAUAGUAUUGUUUGAUGUCUCACUUCGUCGCAAACAAGAAACAAGGUCUAAACGACAGAAACGUAUCGUCUCCUACACUCGAACCAAUCACCCCACGUCAUUCACCUCGCCCCAACCCGCCAAAAACACCCUUGAAGUAGCAAAGAGAGAAUCACCUCUUUACGAAUCGAACUCAAGCUCCGGGUCCCACACACCGCAG